Molecule: messenger RNA, 1214 nt
Organism: Lobosporangium transversale
Lineage: Eukaryota; Fungi; Mortierellomycota; Mortierellomycetes; Mortierellales; Mortierellaceae
Exons: 2
Coding region: 254-1168 (304 amino acids)
Source: RefSeq, a predicted model, not a curated record
CUCUCUUUUUUGUUAUUUACGCCCUCGCAUUGCCUUUAAAUACAAAUUCUCCAGUUCUUUCCUAUACCUAUACCCUUCCUUCACACUUAUAAGCACCUUCACACUACACUUAUUUACACAUACUCCAUAUCUCCAAUACCUACUAAAGUCUCUAAUCCACCACUUCUUUUCAGCCGUUUGCAUACACCUUUUCUCUUUUCCUUUCGACUUUAUUUGCGUCCUUUCUUGAGAACUACUACCCUCACACAUCCAAAUGUCACCAACGGCAAAGUAUUGGCAAAGUGUUCAGUCGAUGAACGAGACUUUCGAGGUAGAGGCCCGACCUGGUACAUCUCAGACCAAUGGUGAAGCAUUUGUUCUAUUCCAGGACGUCGAGGACAUCUUCCCUGGAGUAGUGCGGCUGCAGUAUGGCAAACGCGCGAUUUCGUUCAUGGUUGAUGCAGAUGGAAAUAGAUUAUUGCCACUACGAGUUCCAUACGCACCAGAUAUUGUGAUGCAGGUCGUCCAGGGAUUUAGUGCACACAAGCCUUCAACAACCAUGCAUAACGAUUAUACAGAUGCACCAGAACCAAUAGCCCCUCCUCCGACUCGUCCUCGUCAUGCUGAUCGCGCUCUACAUCGUUCAAUAUCACGCCAAUCACAAUCCUCUAUUCAUUCCGAUUUCAUGUACGACCCACAACUGCAACACGAACUCGAGCUCCGGCGACAAAUGCAGCAACCUAUGCAGAUACCUGCCGAUACAGACGAACUUCCUUUCAAACCACACACCCAUACUUCUAUUUACUCUCAGUUGGUAGGCCUCGAUCCUAAUUCUGUAGCACCAACUGUGCCUGUAUCAACAGUACCAAUGUCAACGUCACCACCGACGUCGAAAUCUGGUCCAGUAGAGCGCAGGACGGCUGAGAUCCCAGAAUUUAUCACCACAUCCUCAGAUCAGGAACUGAAAGCUCGGUAUCGUGCAUCGACGAUGUUGUACGAGUCGUUUAAACAACACAUGCGAGCAGGUCUAUUUCAACAAGCCGAUGCGAUCCUGGAAGACUUUAGGCGUCAGUCCCAAAUCUUAGAGUCUGGCAUGCCUCCACGCUUGUUAGAUAUCCAGCAGCGCAUCCUUGAAAUGCGACUCAAGAUGAUCAAAAUGCAACAGCAAUAUCAGCAGUAUGAAGAAUAAAGAGCACAAAAAAGGGUCACUACCAAAAAAUAAAAAACACACAGAC